AUGUCGAUUUGUGCUGCUUGUCAGCUCGAAAUCGCCGAUCGUUUUAUUCUACGAGUACAUCCCAACCUGGAAUUUCACGCUUCAUGCCUCAAGUGUGCCGAAUGUUGCCGACCGUUGGAUGAGUCCUGUACGGCAUUCGUACGGAAUGGGGUCACUUACUGUAGAGAGGACUACUACAGGCUUUUCGGCACCAAAUGUAGCCGUUGUGAUUUACCGUUCGACCGGAGCGAGUUGGUAAUGAGAGCUCGGCAUGCUGUCUAUCACGUCGCCUGUUUUUCCUGUGUGGCAUGUGAACGCCAGCUGAAAACUGGUGAUGAGUUUCAGAUCAAGGGGAAUUCUCUGUACUGCAGAGCCGAUUGUGAAGCCGGAAAUGUACCUGAGCCAUCCUCCAUCCCGACCCCGUCGAUGUUCGCCAACGAUGACUCGUGGGAGACGUCAACGAUGACCUCCUUGGAUCAUACCAGUAGCCCUCCGCUUUCCGUACGUUCACCUAAAUCCGAUGACAUGAGUACUCCGCAAAAUAAUGGUUUUCAUAACACCAGCGGUUCCUCAGCGGGCUCGUCAGGGAAGAAGAAAAAGGAUAAGCAGACGACAAGGGUUCGAACUGUGCUCAACGAACACCAGCUGUCGAUUCUGAAGAAGUGUUACGCCCUAAAUUCCCGACCUGACGCCUUACUCAAGGAACAGCUUGUAGAAAUGACCGCAUUGAACGCCCGAGUGAUCCGGGUCUGGUUUCAAAAUAAACGUUGCAAAGACAAGAAAAGGCAGAUUCAGAUGCGUGAUAUGGCCGUAAAUGCUGAAAAGGCUACAUACUGGCGAGCCCUGUACAUGCUCUAUGAACGCGCCCUGAACGGAGUUCGAAUGACCGGAGUUGGACCGAUGGUGGCUGGUGCACCUACAAAUCACGUCGAAACGUUAUCGAUUGGUCAACCGAUCGAUAUAACGCACUAUGCUCAAUGGGGCCAAUCAAUGGACGCCCCAAUGGUUGAUCCUGCCUCGUUUGGACCACCGCCUCCUGCCAUGGGUUACACAGAGAUCGCACCCGAGCUCGGCUAUGGCAUGAUUCCACCUGGUGGAGCAUUCCAUGAGUUCUCACCUCAUCUACAUGCAUCCGAUCUGUCGUCGCCCAGUUGCAGUGAAUGA
Molecule: messenger RNA, 1143 nt
Organism: Haemonchus placei
Lineage: Eukaryota; Metazoa; Nematoda; Chromadorea; Rhabditida; Trichostrongylidae
Source: the annotation of a GenBank genome assembly